Raphanus sativus (radish) is the source of this 990-nucleotide messenger RNA. RefSeq names its product adenylyl-sulfate kinase 3. The coding region runs from base 14 to 787 and encodes 257 amino acids. Lineage: Eukaryota; Viridiplantae; Streptophyta; Magnoliopsida; Brassicales; Brassicaceae. Gene Ontology annotation, biological process: sulfate assimilation. Gene Ontology annotation, molecular function: adenylylsulfate kinase activity; ATP binding. The transcript is spliced from 7 exons. The record is from RefSeq and is a predicted model, not a curated record.
CUUUGUUAUUGCCAUGUGUCCCAUUGUUCUCUCCAACUGUCUGCCACUCCCGUUAAUGUCGGUUCUCGUUUUCCCACUCACAAUGACCCUCCGAAAAAUAGAGGACAAGGAACAAAGCAAAAGAUUAAUAGCAGUUUCUAGUGGUAGAUCAGAUCAUCAAGAAAGGGUUUUGAGAAUGUCGACAAACAUAUUCUGGCAAGAAUCACCCAUUGGGAAAACUGAGAGGCAGAAGCUGAUAAACCAGAAGGGUUGUGUGGUGUGGAUCACAGGGCUCAGUGGCUCAGGAAAAAGCACGUUGGCUUGCUCGCUAAGCAGAGAGUUGUACACCCGGGGAAAGCUAUCAUACAUUCUCGAUGGGGAUAAUCUUCGUCAUGGUUUGAACAAAGAUCUUGGUUUCAAGGCAGAGGAUAGAGUGGAAAACAUACGCAGAGUCGGAGAAGUAGCCAAACUCUUUGCUGAUGCUGGUUUGAUCUGCAUUGCCAGCCUCAUAUCUCCAUACAGGAAAGACCGUGAUGCAUGUAGGGAAAUGAUGCAGGGUUCAUCUUUUAUCGAGGUUUACAUGAACAUGUCUCUACAACUAUGUGAAGCAAGAGACCCUAAAGGCUUAUACAAGCUUGCACGUGCAGGAAAGAUCAAAGGCUUUACAGGGAUUGAUGAUCCAUAUGAAUCUCCCUUGAAUUGCGAGAUAGAGCUGAAAGAGAAGGAAGGAGAGUGUCCUUCACCUGUAGCAAUGGCAGAGGAAGUCAUCGCUUAUUUAGAAGACAAAGGCUUCCUUCAAAACCAGUAGUAGUAACCCCUCCACCACCAUGAAUCCAACAAAGUCACAUUUGAUUUGAUUUUAUUUAUGUUUCUUUCACUCUCCUGAAAUAAUGCAUAUCAUAAAGAAGUUUGAACUAUGAAAGACAUGUUGUAGCUUUCUUCCUUUGCAACUUACUUUUUCUUGUUUUCUUAUAAAAAAAAGAAUAAUAAAAGCAAACAAGUCAUUCAACA